AUGCUAGCGGCCCGGAGCAGCGGCGGAGGUGUCCAGCCCCCCCACAUUCACCGCAAACAUUCGGUAGCUUCUCUCAGCGGCACCAAACGCAACUCCCCGGACAAGCGCAAUGCCUCUGCAGGGAAAACGCAAUCCCGGAGCCACAACAAGGCCUCCCUCAUUCGGGAGAUUGAGACCACCUGGUACCUGAAGAUGUUCGGACUGGGCAAAGAGGAGACGGUGGCGACCAGGACCGGGAUGCCCUACCGGUUUUGUUUGGGUUGCUUCUGUCGUCAUGCUGUUGAGUUGUCUGAGCAGAGUUUGAACUUUCACCUCUGA
Knipowitschia caucasica is the source of this 318-nucleotide messenger RNA. The record is from the annotation of a GenBank genome assembly. NCBI's taxonomy places the organism in Eukaryota, Metazoa, Chordata, Actinopteri, Gobiiformes, Gobiidae.